Molecule: messenger RNA, 2107 nt
Organism: Vitrella brassicaformis
Lineage: Eukaryota; Vitrellaceae
Source: the annotation of a GenBank genome assembly
AUAGGAUUGCGCACCAACCCCGCUUCACGACUGAAUCCUCUCGAUCGCCUUGACGUCGCUUUGCCUCCCUCUCUGAUCCCUUGGUGGGGGAUUACAUGAACUUUUUGGGUGUCCUCACUGCAUUCACUGGUGCCGCCCGAGCUGUGAGGGGCCUCCUGAAAGACGACGACAGCCCUCGCGGUGAUCACCCUGCUGCAAUGCCGAGGAUGCCGAGCCUACAACAACGACUCAAGUCGAGUCGCUGCACGAAUGCUCAGCUGAGGUCGGAUCUUCAGUCCAAGGACCAGCAGCUCCAGCAAAGCCAAGCCGCACAGCAGGGGCUGGAGCAGCAACUGCAUUCCACCCGGCUGCAAGGCCAGAACCAGCUGAUGGACCUCAUGCUCAAGCACCAGAACCAGAUGAAUGACCUCAACCGCAGCCACAACGAGGACCUGAGACAGCAGUUGAGCAAGAAGCAGGAGGCCGAACUUGCCGAGCGCACUCGUGUCCACGAGGAGGAGCUGCGGCUGUUCAGGGAGAAGGCCGAAGCUGAGAAGAAAGCGGCGGAGGCGGCGGCAGCGAAGGCGGCGCUCAAGGAGGACCGAGAGAAGACACGGAAGCUCCUCGAGGAGUACCCACCUCCUCAACACAUGAAGGACGCCAUCAAGUCCUACCCCAACGCACAAUUCAUCGGCGUCAACGGCGUCAACGGCACAGCCAAGACCACCACCGUCAACACGAUCUUGGGGAAGGCGGUGGCGCCUGUGAGUUCCAACGGUGAGGGCAACACAGUCAGCAACUAUCACGAGUGCCCGGCCGGCCACCCGUUGCACCCAGCCGUGUUCAUCGACCAUCCAGGUAGUGAGACGCAGAAGGGACACCCGCCUGGACAUCUCACUACGUGUGUGUGUGUGUGUAUGUGUGUUGGCCAUCAGGCGGCUGCAGCGACGAGUAUAACGAGCGGGAGUACGGCAGGAAGACCGGAUCGCGGUAUGGGGAUGGCCAGAUCAUCACCAUGAGCGACCGCCCUCGCUCCCUCGACAACAAGGUACCAGGAGCACCUGUACUGUGCGUGUGUGCGCUCGUCUAACGUUGAUGUGCGCGUGUGUAUGUCUUGUCAGCUCCGUGCUGAGGCAGCCCGCCACAACAUUCCAGUGUUCUUCGUGAGGACGAAGAUGGACAUCACUGUCAAUGCCAUGGCCCGCGACACGAUCCCCAAGACCCCCAAGGCCGCAUUCGAGGAGGUGCGCAAGUACUACCGCGAGAUGGGCCUCCCGCCCAACCGCACCUACCUGAUCUCGGGAUGGUACACCCAAGACAUCCAGGACAAGACGGACUUCCGCGUGGCAGACUUCUACCGCCUCAUGGAUGACCUCAAGGAGGCCCUCGACAACAACGUCUCUGCCGAUGCCCGAAGGUCAGAAACACGCCCCUCCCCCACCCCCACCAGCACCACUGCUGCACACAUGUCGUUGUGCUGGUGCAGGAGGCUCAGGGAGUCGGAGUCUGCGGCCUCUUCUUCGUCCUCGGCGUCCUCGGCGUCUUCUUCGUCGUCUUCCUGAGUGGCCGUCAAGACAUCGAGCCGACGAGACACUGCGCACUCGACGAGAACAUGUGCAGUGCAAGUGGCCGACUGGCUGAUUCAGACCUUUGAAGGGGGUACGUUUCUGCGAAUCUUGGUGUCGGUGUGUGGAUGUCUGUGUGUGUGGUGUGAUAAUGAUGUUUGUGCAUGGUCUAAUUUUGCCAAUGUGCCUGGCUGGUUGAUGCGGGCGGGAGGAUGAAUGUAUGUAUGUAUGCGUGUCUCCAUGUUGGUUGCAGUGUGUGUGCGGUGUGUCUGUGUGCCUUUCAAGUCUGCCUGGCUGGCUGAUUGGGACGUGCGUGUCGGGCGACAUACGCAGGAGUGCGGUGAUGAUGUGUCUGUGUGUCUGUGUGUGGUGGCUAUGGUGGGGGAUAGGGUGAGAUGGGCUUACCGCAGGCGUCUGUGUGCCGCAAGUGAAGUGUGCGUGUGCGUGUCCCGCUGUGUGUGAAUCGUUUUUGAAGCACUCUGAUCGCUGGCUGUGUGUGGCGGGGCGGGCUGGAAAGGUGGAAAACUGGCAGCAGCAGCACCAGUGAGAGCUGAGUUUCUGAC